AUGUCGGAGGGGUGGAGCGUGGAAGGCUUCAACGUGAGCUCCAUGAACGCCACGUACUGCGACCCUCUCCACUCCGCCGACCGGACCGACCAGGGCGCGGACGGCGCGGACGGCGCGGCGGCCGUGCGCAUCGUCGUCUCGGUGGUGUACUCGCUGGUGUGCGCGCUGGGUCUGGUGGGCAACUUGCUGGUGCUCUACCUGAUGAAGAGCAAACACGCGUGGAAAAAGUCCUCCAUCAACCUCUUCGUCACCAGCCUGGCCGUGACGGACUUCCAGUUCGUGCUGACGCUGCCCUUCUGGGCGGUGGAAAACGCGCUGGACUUCACCUGGCCGUUCGGGCGCGCCAUGUGCAAGGCGGUGUCGUUCGUGACGGCCAUGAACAUGUACGCCAGCGUCUUCUUCCUCACCGCCAUGAGCGUGGCGCGCUACAGCUCGUUGGCGUCCGCGCUGAAGGGCAGGCGGCGGCGGAGGCUGCGGUGCCCGGCGCGCUGCGCGGCCGCCUCCAUUUGGGUGGCAGCCGCCUGCGCCGCGCUGCCCCACGCCGUCUUCUCCACCACCGUCACCGUCUCCGGCGAGGAGGACCUGUGCCUGGUGAGGUUCCCCGGCAGCGACGGCAGCGCGCAGCUGUGGUUGGGGCUCUACCACGCCCAGAAGGUGCUGCUGGGCUUCGUGGCCCCGCUGGCCAUCAUCUCGGCCUGCUACCUGCUGCUGCUGCGCUUCAUCACCUCCAAGAACACCAACACGUCCAGCGCCAAGCGACGCGCCAAAGUCACCAAGUCGGUCACCAUCGUGGUGCUCUCCUUCUUCCUGUGCUGGCUGCCCAACCAGGCGCUCACCGCCUGGGGGAUCCUCAUCAAACUCAACGUGGUGCACUUCACCUACGAGUACUACACCACGCAGGUGUACGUCUUUCCCGUGUCCGUGUGCCUGGCGCACUCCAACAGCUGCCUCAACCCGGUGCUCUACUGCCUGAUGAGGCGGGAGUUCCGCAAGUCGCUCAGGAAGCUUUUCUGGAGGAUGACCUCGCCCGCCAUGACCACCAUCAGACCGUUCACCGGCAGCACCAAGCCCGAGGGCGAGGAGCGGGGACACGGCUUGGUGCCUCUCAAUUGCCCCAGGGAGCCAGCGGUGGUCUUCUACCCUCCUGGGGCGGCCAUGUAGAUCCAUAGUGACUAUAGAUCACGGGUGUCAAACUCAUUGUAGCUCUUUUUUUUAAACUGCUGCGAAAAUGCUAGUCAAAGAUCCUCUAUGUGACAAAAGUAGAUUCUUAAAACAGCAGUUUUAAAACAAAAACACGAGUCAAAGAUCCUCUCUAUAACAGCAGCGCUCUGCUGUUUUUAAAGAACCGACUAUCUUUGCAGUAGAUCCUUAAAAACGGCACUUUUAAGGCUGUGCGGUCCGUGGACUGAUUGGUACCGGGCUGCACAAGAAAAAAAAAUAAUAUAUAUAUAUAUAUGACAAAAAAUAAAUAAAAAUACCUCCCCCCCGUCCGUGGGACAAAUUUUCAAGCGUUGACCGGUCCGCAGCUACAAAAACGUUGGGGACCACUGCUCUAUGUGACAGAAGUAUAUUCUUAAAACAGCAGUUUUAAAACAAAAACACGAGUCAAAUAUCCUCUCUAUAACAGCAGCGCUCUGCUGUUUUUAAAGAACCGACUAUCUUUGCAGUAGAUCCUUAAAAACGGCACUUUUAAGGCUGUUUUGCAAAAACACUAGUCAAAGAUCCUCUAUGACAGAAUAGCUAUGUUGUAUAUAAUAAACUACUGCAUAAAAUGCUAAUCAAAGAUCCUCUAUGUGACGUAAGUGAUCUGCUUUUUACGAAAAUACUGCAAAAAUGCAAGUCAAAGAUCCUCUAUGUGCCAGGAGUGCUCUACUGUUAUUAAAGUUCACCUGUAUAUGCAGGAGAUCCUUAAAAAAAAGCAGUUUUAAGCAACACCUGUCAAAUAUCCUUUAUAUGGCAGGAAAGCUCUGCUGUUAAAAAAAAACUACUAUGAAAUUGCUAGUCAAAGAUCCUCUAUGUGACAGAAGUAGAUCCUUUAAAACAGGGGUCACCAACGCGGUGCCCGCGGGCACCAGGUAGCCCGUAAGGACCAGAUGAGCCGGCCUGUUCUAAAAAUAGCUCAAAUAGCAGCACUUACCAGUGAGCUGCCUCUAUUUUUUAAAUUUUAUUUAUUUACUAGCAAGCUGGUCUCACUUUGCCCGACAUUUUAAAUUCUAAGAGAGACAAA
Messenger RNA from Entelurus aequoreus (snake pipefish), 2227 nucleotides. RefSeq names its product relaxin family peptide receptor 3 (gene rxfp3). Gene Ontology annotation, molecular function: G protein-coupled receptor activity. Gene Ontology annotation, cellular component: membrane. The record is from RefSeq and is a predicted model, not a curated record. Gene Ontology annotation, biological process: G protein-coupled receptor signaling pathway; immune response. NCBI's taxonomy places the organism in Eukaryota, Metazoa, Chordata, Actinopteri, Syngnathiformes, Syngnathidae. Bases 1 to 1161 code for a protein of 386 amino acids. The transcript has a single exon.